Lacerta agilis (Sand lizard) is the source of this 3634-nucleotide messenger RNA. It is a transcript of the gene NELL1, whose product is annotated as neural EGFL like 1. The coding region runs from base 387 to 2954 and encodes 855 amino acids. The transcript is spliced from 21 exons. Lineage: Eukaryota; Metazoa; Chordata; Lepidosauria; Squamata; Lacertidae. The record is from RefSeq and is a predicted model, not a curated record. Gene Ontology annotation, molecular function: protein binding; calcium ion binding.
CGGUGCCACUCUCCUGGCGGCAGGCGGAGGCAACUGGAGGCGGCGGGGGCGGCGGAGGAGAAAGAGCUGAACAAAGAUUGAGCGUCAGGCUGGGCGUGCGCCGCGGAGCCCCGCGGGGGAAAGGCAACCAGAGCCGGGAUCAUCCCCGAGGAGAACACGUGGGCUCUUCCAGGGUAGCAGCUCUGGCCGCUGGUUGUGUGCCGCUGUCUCUCUUCUUCCUCCCCUCUUCCUCCCUCCCUCCCCUCUCCGCCCCAUCUCUCUUUCUAUUCGAAGCCCUGGCAAAACGAGCGCUUCAAGUUUGGAGGCUCCGCAGCUCAGAAGAGUGCUAGAGCCAGGCUCUGCCGUGCGCCGGGAUCUCAACGGGGAAUACAGCGCGACCAGCCCAGAUGGAUGUAAUUGUAGGCGUUUGGGUUUGCCUAGCAGCUGCGAGAACAGUUGUAGGCUUUGGAAUGGACCCCAACUUACAAAUUGAUAUCAUCACAGAACUGGAUCUAGUCAACAUGACUAUUGGAGUUACACAGGUGUCUGGACUACAUAAUGCCAGUAAAGCAUUUCUAUUUCAAGCUGUUGACAGAGAAAUCCAUGCAGCACCCCAUUCUAGUGAGAAGUUAAUUCAGCUCUUCCGGAAUAAAAGUGAGUUCACAUUUCUGGCCACCCUACAGCAGCAGGCAUCGACUUCGGGAGUCAUUCUGUCCAUCCGAGAGUUGGAGCACAGUUACUUUGAACUGGAAAGCAGUGGCCUGAGAGAUGAAAUAAGAUAUCACUACAGAUUUAAUGGAAAGUCAAGAACAGAAGUAUUUCCGUAUCGGCUGGCAGAUGGACAGUGGCAUAAGAUUGCGUUAUCACUUAGUGCAUCCCACCUCCUGCUUCAUGUCGACUGCAAUAGGAUUUAUGAACGUGUUAUAGACCCUCCGGAAACAAAUUUGACUCCAGGAAGCAAUCUGUGGCUUGGACAACGUAACAGGAAACAUGGCUUCUUUAAGGGUAUCAUUCAAGAUGUGAAAGUCAUCUUCAUGCCUAAUGGAUAUAUAACCCAAUGCCCUAAUUUGAAUCGCACCUGUCCAACCUGCAGUGACUUCUUAAGCCUGGUUCAAGGAAUUAUGGAUUUACAAGAACUUCUGGCUAAAAUGACAGCAAAACUAAAUUAUGCAGAAAUGAGGCUUAGUCAGUUGGAAAACUGUCACUGCGAGAAGACUUGUCAAGUAAAUGGAGUGAUCUAUCGAGACAAAGACUCAUGGGUAGAAGAUGAUCACUGCAGGAAUUGUACUUGCAAAAGUGGAGUAGUGGAGUGCCGGCGAAUGGCCUGCCCACCAUUGAACUGUUCACCAGAUCGCCUUCCGGUCCAUUUAACAGGCCAGUGCUGCAAAUUGUGCAAGUCCAAAUGCAUCUAUGGAGGAAAAGUGUUGGCAGAAGGUCAGAGGAUUUUAACCAAGAACUGCAAAGAAUGUCGUAAUGGAAUUUUAGUAAAAGUAACAGAGACCUGUCCUCCAUUGAACUGCUCAGAAAAAGAUUACAUCCUCCCAGAGAAUCAGUGCUGCAGUGUUUGCAAAGGUCAUAAUUUUUGUGCACAAGGACACAGAUGUGGUGAAAACUCAGAGUGCAGGAACUGGAACACGCGAGCUACUUGUGAAUGCAAAAGUGGUUAUAUCUCUGUCCAAGGGGAUUCUGCCUAUUGUGAAGAUAUCGAUGAGUGUGCUGCUAAGAUGCAUUAUUGUCAUGCCAACACAGUGUGUGUUAACCUGCCUGGAUCAUAUCGCUGUGAUUGUGUCCCAGGAUAUAUCCGCGUUGAUGAUUUCUCAUGUACAGAACGUGAUGAAUGUGACAGCGGACAGCACAACUGUGAUGAGAAUGCAAUCUGUACUAACACAGUCAGGGGACAUAGCUGCACCUGCAAGCCUGGAUAUGUGGGGAAUGGGACCAUCUGCCGAGCAUUCUGUGAAGAAGGGUGCAGAUAUGGUGGGACAUGUGUAGCCCCUAAUAAGUGUGCCUGCCCUUCUGGAUUCACAGGAAAUCAUUGUGAAAAAGAUAUUGAUGAGUGUGCAGAGGGCAUCAUUGAAUGUCACAACCAUUCACGCUGUGUUAACCUCCCAGGGUGGUACCACUGUGAGUGCAGAAGCGGUUUCCAUGACAAUGGAACCUAUUCACUUUCCGGGGAGUCCUGUGUUGAUAUUGAUGAGUGUGCAGAGGGCAUCAUUGAAUGUCACAACCAUUCACGCUGUGUUAACCUCCCAGGGUGGUACCACUGUGAGUGCAGAAGCGGUUUCCAUGACAAUGGAACCUAUUCACUUUCCGGGGAGUCCUGUGUUGAUAUUGAUGAAUGUGCCUUGAGGACUCACACUUGCUGGAAUGACUCCGCCUGUGUGAACCUGGCAGGAGGAUUUGAUUGCCUCUGUCCAUCUGGACCAUCCUGCACUGGUGACUGCACACAUGAAGGAGGCUUGAAACGGAAUGGCCAGGUAUGGACACUGAAGAAAGACAGGUGUUCUGUUUGCUCUUGUAAGGAUGGCAAAAUAUUCUGUCGACGAACUACGUGUGAUUGUCAGAAUCCCAGCGUUGAUUUCUUCUGCUGCCCAGAAUGUGAUACCAGAGUCACCAGUCAAUGUUUAGAUCAGAAUGGGCACAAGCUGUACCGAAGUGGAGACAAUUGGACAUACAGUUGUCAACAGUGCCGCUGUCUGGAAGGUGAAGUAGAUUGUUGGCCGCUUGCAUGCCCCACUCUCAUCUGUGACUUCACAGCAAUAUCAGAAGGCGAAUGUUGCCCUCAUUGUGUCAGUGACCCUUGUUUGGCUGAUAACAUAACCUACGAUAUCAGAAAAACUUGUCAAGAUGGCUAUGGAAUAGCACGACUCAGUGGCUCCGUAUGGACAAUGCUCGGGUCUCCUUGUACAACUUGCAAAUGCAAGAAUGGAAAUGUGUGUUGCUCUGUGGAUUUAGAAUGUCUUCACAAUAACUGAAGUAUAAAGCUGGGACUAUUCUUUUCGCGAGGCAAACGGAUGCAACUUCCCACUUGCAAAAUGAAUGCAGUUGUAAGAGAUGGGAGUUUUAUACAAUAGACAAUUACCAAAGUCUCCGUCUGAGGAAGAUAUUUGGGAGUUGCCUUUGGGACCUACCACUACAUGCUCAACCUUGCUAGGCUUCUCUCGGGUGACUUUUACAGUACAAUACAUAUAAAUCAAUGGUUGUUUAAAAGUUUUGAGUGUUGUAAAUUACACCCUUUUCCUGUCAAAUCAUUUGCAAAUGCAUUGAAAUUAUUUCAUCGGUAAAAUACAAUGUAUUGAUUUGUUUACUUUGUGUACAAAACCAACAUUAUGGAAACUCCCAUUUUAUUUUAGGUUAGAUCAAGGUCCCACAGAAUAAGGCUGCCUGUUGUGGUUUCGUCCCAUACUAUUGCCUAUUUAGUUCUGAGGUCCCUGUCGGAUGUAUUUAUGAAAAUAUGUAUGUAUGUACAGUCAAAUUGCAUAGUACUUAUAUUUCAUAACUGUCAAGCAUUGUAAAACAUUCCAAGGUACAUUUUACUUGUACAGGCUGGAAGUAAUCAAACCUCAGCCUAUCUUUAUGACAGAAACACACAAAUAUAUAAAAGGGAUAAUGUCACAAGUUUAAUGAAGUGGCAAAAAGCAUAUUUUUUUUCAGA